Messenger RNA from Scaptodrosophila lebanonensis, 920 nucleotides. RefSeq lists its product as uncharacterized. Lineage: Eukaryota; Metazoa; Arthropoda; Insecta; Diptera; Drosophilidae. The transcript has 2 exons. The coding region runs from base 80 to 832 and encodes 250 amino acids. The record is from RefSeq and is a predicted model, not a curated record.
GACACAUCCAAAUUGAAAGUUUAUUCAAACUAACUCACAUCUCUGCGACUGUAGAUACAAAUAAAUAGAGCACUGAAAUAUGUCGCUACUGGAAGUCCUUAAGCUGGCACAGCCGCAAAUAUAUUUUGCAAAAAUGAAUCCCAAUAUAAAGGCUGCCAAGGCGCUUCUGCGACCUGUGCUUAAGAGUCCCAUCAGUCAGGUGCUUAUCUCAUUCGUUGUUGGCUAUUAUGCCACAACUAGGAUUGUGAAAAUAUUCUCCAAUAAGUGCACAACGGAGGAGAAGCUCCCCAAAGAGAGGGGCACAUCUCAGCAAUCAGAGCCGGAACAGAGCGCAAUCGAACAUCUCAAUAUAAAGAACAAUAGCUCCAACAAUAAUCAGACCUCAAAGUCACUGCCCACGGGUGACAAUGCUUUGUUGCUCACCCUGCAUCAGUUAAUGGCCUACGAUGGACUGAACCACAACAAGCCCAUUUAUACGGCCCUCAAUGGGAAGAUCUACGAUCUCACUCCGUCGAGGGAGAAAUUUGCAAAUCGUGGCCCAUACUCCCUUCUUGCUGGCUGCAAUGCCAACCAUGUCCUUGGCAUUGCAUGUGGCUCGAUGGGCGUAUGUGCCGAUGAUUUGGUGCAGCGCUGGGAACAAAGUCUCAACGCCGAGUUCAAUGUAAUUGGCUAUUUGAUUGAGAGCAAUGAGUUCGAUGCAGAGGAGGAUGAGUUGUUUGGAUACCAAGACCUUUUAGAUGGCAAAGUUGAUGGAGAUGAAGACGACACCUCGACUGUGGUGGGACAAUCGGACCCUGAAGCCACCUCUAGUGUGGGAAGCUUAAGCUUGUAAAUGGUUUUUUUGUGUAAAGAAAUCAUAGCUUUCAUGUAUAUUUUUGGUUAAUAAAUAAAAGCGAAAUGCAAAGAAAAAGGGAAUGUAA